Molecule: messenger RNA, 2427 nt
Organism: Pseudomassariella vexata
Lineage: Eukaryota; Fungi; Ascomycota; Sordariomycetes; Amphisphaeriales; Pseudomassariaceae
Product: P-loop containing nucleoside triphosphate hydrolase protein
Exons: 2
Coding region: 1-2427 (808 amino acids)
Molecular function (GO): ATP hydrolysis activity; ATP binding
Source: RefSeq, a predicted model, not a curated record
AUGUGGGCGAGCAAGGGUUUUGCCAACCUGCAGAAAACAUACGAUGAGAGUUACUUGACAUGCUCGACAGCCGUUUACUACGAAAGCCAGGGAGAUGAGAAGGAGGCUAUGCGAUGUUGGAAAUCAGCGCUGGACAAGAUGACGCGCAAUGGCCCGAACAAGCCCAACUACUCGCCUAGGACCGAGACUGAGCGGGCACUUGUCGAAAGCAUUGAAAAACUAGAAAUACAGUGCAAGGAGCGAAUUGACUUGCUGGAAGCGUUGAGGUUAUCACGACAAGAAGAGCCUACAUUACGAAGAUCGUCCUCGGGCGAAGCAGCUGACUCCCCGCUUGGGACACCAUCUUCGGAGCGAGGAUGGAUAGGCGAUGGGACUAUACCAGCUUUGACUUAUCCGGAGCUGUCGAAACCAGCGCUGCCCCCACGACCAUCACUAUCCUCAAGAAAAUCGUCGGAGCAGGCCGUCGUUGGUCGCAGCCCCGGUACAAGCAGUCUCGAUUCAAGGUUCCCCGCAUCGUCAGCCAGACAUCCACCGUCGUUACCUCCAUACGGCACGAUAACCCCGGAGAAGGCAUCAUCAAGAUCGCAGAGUCCGGACAAGCGCACCAUGCGGACAACGCUGCGAUCAGGAAAAUCAGAAAAAACACUCAGGCUGUCUCGAAAACCUGUAUCAAAACCGGCUGAUAGACCUGGGGCAAGCAAGGCAGCUACUCUGGCAUGGACCAGUCAUGGUGCGAAAGAUGAUGCUGAUAGAUCCUCGUCUGUCGGUGUUCCCACUGUUGGUCGUGCUUCUUACGAUGGCCUUUCGAGAUCAUCCCUAGAGCAGCCUCGGAGAUCAGCUGCUGUAUCACAGUCUUCUUGGGACAGCCAUACUAGGAGGUUAGUCAAAUCUCCAGAGAAUGGUGCAUUUGACCCUUCAAGCCCAGAUUCGCCCGGAACAAGACCUCUUGAUGAAUACGCGAAUCCCUACUCCUCUACACUUGCGGUUGGUGCAGCAUCUAGUGCCCUAAGUGGGCUGUCCAUCCACGACAGGCGAGAUUCAAUAUCUACGUCGAAUGUCGCAGACCGCUCUUCGCGAUCGAAGAGCAGCUUAACGAUAGCACAGGAUGCGGCUCGAGCCUCUGCGGUCGCUGGCGCUGAGCAAUCUGGCUCAGGUAGAAGCUCAAGUGAACUCCCUGUGCGCAGGAAGCCUGCAGAUCGUGUCGUUUCUACACCAGUACCGAACAGUGCGAAGAAGCGCAUAGCAAGCCACAGGCACACCCCAAAGCCUAGCAGUGGGUCUACCUCCGAAGAUGAGGAAGAACCGAUCAGCAGCUCAUCCCGGCGGCGAAGAAAAAGCAAUCAAAAGGAGAGCAAACAGAGAGAAUCACCACUCCCCGCUGACAUCACUAUACAGUCUUCUACAAGCUCACUUGACGAUGAGGAGAAGGCGGCCAAGACUGUACGGGACAAGAAAAAGAAGGCGAUACUAAAACAUCUCCCUCCAGGCGUCGAUGAUGCGGCUGCCAAGGCCAUAUUCAACGAAAUUGUCGUCCAAGGAGACGAGGUUCACUGGAGCGAUGUGGCGGGGCUGGAAAUUGCCAAGAAUGCUUUGAGAGAGGCUGUCGUGUACCCCUUUCUGCGCCCCGAUCUAUUCAUGGGCCUUCGCGAGCCUGCAAGAGGUAUGCUGCUCUUUGGGCCACCGGGGACCGGCAAAACAAUGUUGGCUCGCGCGGUUGCCACCGAGUCCAAGUCGACCUUCUUCUCCAUAUCGGCAAGCAGCUUGACGAGCAAAUACCUUGGCGAGUCGGAGAAACUGGUGCGUGCGCUCUUUGCGCUGGCAAAGGCCAUGGCACCGAGUAUAAUAUUCGUCGAUGAGAUAGACUCGCUUUUGUCUCAGCGCUCUGGGUCUGGAGAACACGAGGCGACGAGGAGGAUCAAAACGGAGUUCUUGAUUCAGUGGAGUGAUCUGCAGAGGGCGGCAGCGGGACGUGAGAGCCCGGGAGUAGGGAGGGAUUUGGGAGGUGAUGCGAACCGAGUUUUGGUUCUUGCUGCCACCAACCUACCAUGGGCAAUUGACGAGGCGGCAAGGCGCCGUUUUGUGAGACGCCAGUAUAUUCCAUUGCCAGAAGCGGAAACGAGGAAGAUCCAGUUGGAGACGCUCUUGGGUGAGCAGAAGCACAAUCUUACCGCUGAUGACAUUGCUGAGUUGGUGAGGCUGACUGCUGGUUUCUCUGGCUCUGACAUAACUGCACUCGCGAAAGAUGCUGCCAUGGGCCCUCUUCGUUCACUGGGAGAUGCUCUGCUUCAUAUGACCAUGGACCAGAUCCGUCCGAUUGAAUUAGGUGACUUCCAAGCCAGCCUCCGCAACAUCCGGCCCAGUGUCAGCAGGGAAGGUCUCAAAGAAUAUGAGGACUGGGCCAAGCAAUUUGGAGAGCGUGGUGGGUGA